AUGUCCGCCGAGUCCGCUGCCACGCUCGCUGCUCUCAUCCUCGCCGACGAGGGUGUUGAGAUCACCGGUGACAAGAUCACCGCCCUCACUUCGGCCGCCAAGGUUGAGGUUGAGCCCAUCUGGGCCACCCUCCUCGCCAAGGCUCUCGACGGCAAGGACGUCAAGGCCCUCCUCACCAACGUUGGUGGUGGUGGUGCCCCCGCCGCUGCCGCCGCUGGUGGUGCCGCCGCCGCCGCCGGUGCCGCUGAGGACGCCCCCGUUGAGGAGAAGAAGGAGGAGGCCAAGGAGGAGUCCGACGACGACAUGGGCUUCGGUCUGUUCGACUAA
Molecule: messenger RNA, 327 nt
Organism: Apiotrichum porosum
Lineage: Eukaryota; Fungi; Basidiomycota; Tremellomycetes; Trichosporonales; Trichosporonaceae
Exons: 4
Coding region: 1-327 (108 amino acids)
Biological process (GO): translational elongation; cytoplasmic translation
Cellular component (GO): ribosome; cytosolic large ribosomal subunit
Molecular function (GO): ribonucleoprotein complex binding; structural constituent of ribosome; protein kinase activator activity
Source: RefSeq, a predicted model, not a curated record